Zootermopsis nevadensis is the source of this 8554-nucleotide messenger RNA. RefSeq names its product calpain-D. Lineage: Eukaryota; Metazoa; Arthropoda; Insecta; Blattodea; Termopsidae. Gene Ontology annotation, cellular component: cytoplasm. Gene Ontology annotation, molecular function: calcium-dependent cysteine-type endopeptidase activity. The record is from RefSeq and is a predicted model, not a curated record. Gene Ontology annotation, biological process: proteolysis.
AUAAAUCAAUAAGCCAUUCGCGAGAGAUGGACACUGAUUUUGCUAUACGAGGUGCGAUCGGAAAGUUUCAAGACUGUGUCAAUAGAGGGCGAACCGGAUGUAGUACGAGCUUCUGCCGCUAGUAAUCCUUAAAUAUCGGGAUUUAAUAUUCGCGUACAUCCUUCCAAGUGUUUGUCACGAGUUCUACUUCUUAAUUUGAUGUUCUUCAUCAAGCUGGACAUUUUCUCACAGCAGUAAUUAUUGUGAAAUAAAAAGUAAGCAAGUAAAGCAGUCCCACUACACUCCAUGUAGGCGCUUGAGGGGAGAGAAUGAAGCUUUGGCUAAAUUUCAACUUUCGACGUGCCUCAUCGGCGAAAGCCAAAUUAUUACUUACUUGAACCGCUGUUUUGUUCCAUUUAUUCUUCAUUAUAGUUCUUCUCGGACGAAAAAAUAAAUAAAUAAAUAAAAACACACUGGACAUGUCGGAAAUUUUCCCGGAUAAAUUUAACCAGCUAAUGGCAGAAUUUCUUAAUACGUAAGUAGCCAGAUUUAUGUAUUGCGCGCCAGUGUUUUCAAGACAGAUGUUUCGACUCUGACAGUCCGACUCGCAGGCAUGGAAUAUAUUGACGAAGUGUCCCAGUUGUGGAAAAAAAAAAUGUGGGGAUGAAACCUUGCCUUAACAAUGGCGAACCACCGUUGAUUGACGUAUGCAUUUUCCUGUCUCCAUCUUUGGUUGCCUGGAUAUUGAUGUAAAAUGUCGAUACGUCUUAAGUCAUUAUGUAGCAUCUGUAAGGCAGACGGGGGCUCCACUGCCAUUUAUUAUUGCAUGGUACGUGGACGUCGUUUUCGAGGGCGUCUGGUAGGCCUCUGGGCCGAGUCACGCGAACACUGCUUUCGACGGAAGCAGGGAAGGGACUCGAAGAAACAGCCAACCACCACAGGAGGCAUAUUAUAAUACCUUUGCCAGUGGAGUGCGCCGAUUCGAUCUUGCUUUCGUCACAGCUGUUACAUCGACAUAACCUUGAGUGGAAAGAACGAAUGCAUAGCGAGAGGAAUGUUGAGGAAACGAGUGAACCGGACGUGCAGUGGGCAGAAGGAACGACAACUUCAGAUGUUAGCAAGCAGUCCAAGGUGGAUGCCAGGGAGUUUCACAGUAGCCUCGUAGACAUAAGUCCAACUGAAGGUGGUAGUCCCAUUAGGGAAAAUGAGAAACGUUUUUCAACGUGGGGUCAUCCUUGCCCACUGAGUAGACGUGCUUCACAGGAUUGCCAAGCUCUUUUUGUUCGUUCAACAAGUGUUCCAAAUCUAGCCCAUAGAUGGCUGUGUUCACAAUGCCAGUUCCUGAAUGUGAGUGUAACCUCCAGGUGUGCGACGUGUGGCAAAGUUAAUUUUGAAGUGGACCAACAGCUAGGCAUUGGUAUUCCUGUCAGACAUGUUGUAGACAAUGACAAUGAGGCAAUGAUGGCCUCGUUUGUUGCCCCUGUAGGUCAUGGAAGUGAAAGACACGAUGAGAACUGGUUCAAUGGGAGGACAAAGUGCAGUUACCAUGGGCAACGUAGCACCAUGAUGGAGCAGAGCGUUUACUCUGAAUGUGAAUGUACCAAUCAGCAACGUGACAAGUGGAUGGAUGAGCACGCUCACGGUGCCUCCGUCUCUUUGGACGGAGGCUUGACGCCAAUAGAGAUUCCCAGUGGUGCCAGGCUGGUACAGAAUCUUAACUCGGUUAUCAUCCAAAAUGCUUCAGUGGGAGCAGUUUCAAACACUAAUGUCACUUCUCAAGACUGUUUUGCCUAUAAAACUAAUAGCAGUCAGGAUGCUUCACAGAACAGAUCACCUAAGCGCCAAAAUCCAUCAGUGUAUGAACGUGUGAAAUCAAAAGUUAGUAGAUCUCUUUCAAACGGCUCUGUUGUCCAGAAAUUAUGGUUAGAUACGACAUCCAAUUCUGUCAUUCCCAAAUCUUAUGUGAGUGGAAGUGUGUUUAGACGACCCACCAGCCUGAUAGUAGAUAAUGUUAGUGAUGAGAAAAGUAGCAGUGUCAGUAGUAGUAGUAGUAGUAGUAGCAAUGGAAGUUUACAAGGAUGCAAAAUUGGUGAUAACUUGGGAAGGGGUGGUGACGUUCAUAAGUAUAAAUUUCUUUCUUCACAAAGAUCGGCAUCCGGUUCAACAUGUUGGACGUGUCCUCGGUGUACUUUAGAGAAUGCUGGAGUCAGGGACCGUUGUGAGGUGUGCGAGACACCCAGAAAACCAAAUCUUCCCUUGGGUUCCGUCCUACGUUCAGGGACACUUCCUAAUACGUUGCCACGUAAUGGCAUUGUGAUCACUGUUCCUGACUGGGAGGAAAACAGGCCUGCAGAAGCUGUGAAAACUAAACCUGCAGUAUUACAAGAUCUCUCAACGCCUAAACCUCAUCAAGGCUUACAGCAAAGCAGUGGUGAUACUCUUGACCUUACAUUACCUGGUGACAGUGCUUGGCAGAGGCCAGUAUAUCGACGAUCCUUCUCAGAAAUGAAUUCUGUAUCAAAUGAGGUGGAACAUCCCAAGGUCUCGUCAAAUCGGAGAAGUAUGAUAGAAACAGAUACCCAGGGCAACGUUCCAGUAAGAUCUCCAGUGAAUCUCAAUCUACAGUUGGAACAACCGCAAUCUGGCAGCAGGUCUGGCACUAGAUAUUCUUAUAUUGGGAUCACUGAUCCUUCUACUCAGCAGAUAAGAACAUCUGUGGGUUUGUCUCAGAAAUCAGUUGCAAUAAAAAAUAGGUUGGUUCCCCCCUCAGUUUUGGAUAUGAUAGAUCUUACUAAAUCUAGUAAUGGGAACAUUAACUCAACUUCAGCUACAUCAUCCUCACCAGUCGCCAAUCAUAAUGCUCAGCUCUCUGCUUCUUCUUCAAAUGCCUCUUCUGAAACUUCAAAUUCUUCAAUUGAUCGCAUGUGGACUUGUACUAAAUGUUCGUACGCCUACAACCCUCUUUGGUCUGAUAGCUGUGAUAUAUGCAACUCCGUUCGUUCACCUCCUUCCCUUACAGAACCGAGCCUCAUCACGGUAACCAAAGAUAGUGUGAGAUAUACACCACCUAAGAGGGAUGAUUCUGAAGAAUCUGAAGGUGUUAAUAACAACGAUCCUCUGGCCUUGGUUCUUCCUGGUCCUACAGCUACCUUAGCCACACUGGAGCAGGAUCUAGAUGAUGACUUCCAAUUCCUGCCAGGUGAUGGAUCAAGCUCUCCUGGCACAACAUGUGAACAGGAAUGGACCUGUAAGAAGUGCACAUUAGUUAAUUCUGGCACUGCCAUGGCAUGUGUUGUCUGUGGGGGUUCUAAACUUCGUAGCAUCACAAUGGUUGAAGACAUGACCCUGCGUAAAGGAGAAUUCUGGUCUUGUGUUCAGUGCACCUUAAAAAAUCCUCUUAAUACUCAAUCCUGUAUGGCCUGCAAGACAACAAAAAAACUUUUGGAAGUUCCCAAAUCCAGCAGUGGUGGCAGCGGCUCAAGGAGUCCAUCUCCAAGACAGUCUUCGUCUCGACUAAGCAGCGGCAGAGUCGGAGGUGGUGGUGGUGGUGCUAUUCCGAAACAGAGAGUUGGUGGGAGCAGAAGAGGAGCUACUCCCAGCGGUGCAUCCAGGAGUAAUGGUGUAGCUAGUCGCAGUGGCCAUCACAGGUCCAGCAACAUCACCAGGGACUUGAAUGCCGAUCAUACCUUGAUUCCUGCAUCGUCAACAGGUGGCAGGAGUCCGCGGGGUGCAGAGCAGCAAUCCGUAAUACCAUUGGUGUCAUGGCACUGUGUGUUGUGCACAUAUGAGAACUGCACAGCUUCAGUGUCAUGUGAGAUGUGUCAGAGUUCACGUUGCCUCUCAUCAUCUGUAAUGGUUCUCACCAAUGGUAGGAUCUCAGCCACUCCAUCACCAGGUGCCUCCUCAGGGCCAACCAUUGGCAGUUCGAGCAGUGCCGCCGCUGUGCUCAAGCAGGAGAGUGAGCUCAUGGAGGAUCUGAGGCACAUUGAGGAACAGGAUGCUCUGGAGAAGUGGGAGCGCAUUGUCCAGUAUUGCAGAGAGAACAAAGAACCAUUUGUAGAUGAUUCAUUCCCACCAGCACCAAAAUCAUUAUACUACAAUCCAACUGAAACGAAGGAUGACCACGUUGUUCAGUGGCUUCGUCCGCACGAAAUUGUGAUGGAAGGAGACUCAAAACUGAAGUGGGCCGUGUUCCGUACGCCUUUACCUUCAGACAUUUCGCAAGGUGUGCUCGGUAACUGUUGGCUGCUGAGCGCACUCGCGGUGUUGGCAGAACGAGAAGAUCUGGUGAAGAAAGUUAUGGUGAUGCGAGAGUUCUGCCAUCAAGGAGCAUACCAGGUGCGUCUGUGCAAGGAUGGCAAGUGGACAACAGUGCUUGUUGAUGACCUCCUCCCAUGUGACAAACGUGGCCAUCUAGUCUACUCUCAGGCCAAAAGAAAACAGUUGUGGGUUCCACUUAUUGAGAAAGCAGUAGCAAAAAUUCACGGCUGUUACGAGGCGUUAGUAUCUGGGAGGGCCAUUGAGGGGCUAGCAACAUUAACAGGUGCGCCAUGUGAGAGUGUGCCCCUACAACAGUCAUCACUUCCAUCAGAAGAUGAGCUGGACAAAGAUCUAAUCUGGGCUCAGCUUUUGAGUUCCCGCUUGGCCCGUUUCCUUAUGGGUGCGUCCUGUGGUGGCGGUAACAUGAAGGUAGAUGAAGAUGAGUACCAGCGUAAAGGUCUCAGGCCGAGGCAUGCCUAUUCUGUUCUGGAUGUUCGGGACAUGCGCGGGAAUAGGCUUCUGCGAUUACGUAACCCAUGGGGUCACUACUCCUGGAAAGGUGACUGGUCAGAUGACUCACCUAUUUGGACACCGCAGCUCAGGGAGAUCUUAAUGCCACAUGGUGCAUCAGAUGGUGUCUUCUGGAUCUCGUUUGAAGAUGUCCUGAAGUAUUUUGACUGCAUUGACAUCUGUAAGGUGCGGUCGGGUUGGAACGAGGUGCGUUUGCGUGGAACACUGCCCCCUCUCUCAUCUCUAGAUCACUUAUCUUGUGUUCUGCUCACCGUUCUUGAACCCACUGAGGCGGAGUUCACACUCUUCCAGGAGGGACAAAGGAACUCUGAGAAAUCACAGAGGUCGCAGCUGGAUCUUUGUGUGGUUGUUUUCCGCACCAGAUCCCCUGCGUCUCCUGAGGUGGGACGACUUGUGGAACACAGCAAGCGUCAGGUGCGGGGCUUUGUGGGUUGCCACAAGAUGCUGGAGCGUGAUCUCUACAUUCUCGUUUGUCUUGCGUUCAACCACUGGCACACAGGAAUGGAUGAUCCAGCUAGCUACCCCGAGUAUGUGUUGGCGAUACACAGCUCUAAACGUCUUCUCGUAGAGCAGAUUUCCCCGCCUGCGUACGUGCUGGCUGAUGCCAUCAUCAGUCUCACACUUGCCAAGGGCCAGCGCCAUGAGGGCCGUGAAGGGAUGACUGCAUAUUAUCUGACAAAGGGUUGGGCUGGACUCGUUGUCAUGGUGGAGAACCGUCAUGAGAACAAGUGGAUCCAUGUCAAGUGCGACUGUCAAGAGAGCUACAAUGUAGUUUCAACUCGUGGGGAGCUACGCACCGUUGACUCAGUGCCUCCUUUGCACAGGCAAGUUAUUAUCGUGCUUACCCAACUGGAGGGGAGUGGGGGCUUCUCGAUCGCCCACCGCCUCACACAUAGACUAGCCAAUACUAGUGGUCUUCAUGAUUGGGGACCACCCAACACAAGUCAUUGCCCCCCGAUAGAUCGACAAGUAGAGGGGCUACAUUCUCCACGGCUCAUCACGUAGCACAAGCCAUUGCCACGGAAAACAUUGAUCUCAUCGGCCAGUUCCAGCAGACCGAAGAGACUUUACUCUCCACUGCAAGAAGGGCUCAUCUGAAAGUUGUAAUUUGUUAUUUAAUAAUAUAUAAUUAUUGUGUGACAAAAACUUUAAAAAGUAUUUUAGUUUUGGGGGUAUCUUAAUAUCUUCUUAUGUAACAAACAGGUAGGUAAUAAAUUUGCUACUUUGCGGUGAAAAGGGGGGGGGGGCCUGUUAUCGAAUGCAAGAAUUUUUUCAUGGUCCUUGUCCUCAUUUCGUGUAAGUAGCUGUAUUAUGAAGAUGUUGGGGAAACAGAUUUUUUCAGUGUAUUCUGUAUGUAGUGUUCUAUAGACUUUUAAUAUAUUCCUGUAAUCUGUGAACUUAUUAUUAACAACAGUCUGUAGACAUCAGUGAUAUAGCUACUGCCAUUUGAUAUGAUAAACAGUAUGAGAAAUAUCUUGUUUAAUACAAAUAUCAGAAAGCAAUGAAUAUUUAUGGAUAUUUAAUUGGUUUUAUUUAUAGCUGGUGACCAUAGUGUAUAUAUUGAAAAUACUGAUUUCCCAACAGUUGUUUAUACUAAGCUAAUAGACUGUACAGUCUAUCUCAAAAAAACUCAAUUCACUUUGUGAACAGUGGUACAGUCAUAAUGUGUGUGAUGAGAUGAUUAUAAUAAUUGUAUUGUGUGCUCAAAGUCAUACAUAGGUUGAUUGCCUUUUUUUUUUUACGUGAUAUAUUUGUGUAAUACGAUACGCAUAGUUAAGUCAUAAUUAAAGUGAACUGUUUUUUAUAAGUAGAUAUGUCAAGAGAAGAAUUGUGUAAUAGUUUACUCAAAUUGCUAUGCUUAAAAUGAAUGAGUUACAUUUGAAUAAUUAAAAUUAGUUUCCAUCAGUUUUAAGUCCAAAAUUGUUAGCGGUUAUCAGUGGCACAGAUAAAUGUGCUGAAUGUUGCUCAGAACACGUCUUAACUCAAACCUACAAGGUGCAUAUAAUAUAAAUAUACUGUUAAUGUAGGAUUUUAGAUUUUCAUAGCAGUCUGAAGAUGGCUGUCUUCUGGGUUGUAGUGCCAUGUAGUUUGGUAGAAGUUUACCGACGUUUCAGAGGUCCUUGCUGCCUCCAUCAUCAGGGCAUGUGGAAUUGAUUUGAGAUACAGGAAACUGCCAGUCACGGCAGAAUCUCUGCCUGACCAGUGGGGAGUGGAGUCAGGAUAUGGCAAAGGGCAUGUUACACAGCCUGGCCAUCAGGAGGGAAGGACAUGAAAGAGGUCUGAGAAAGGGGCCCUUCAUGCACUGAAUUAUUUCAUGGCUUUCAGUAAUUUCAGACACAUUAAUACCUUCCAAUGGGCUAUGACUGCUUCCUUCCAAAUUAUGUAGACAUCAUUGCUACAUAACCUCACAAUUGUGCGGUAUUGCUAAAGAACCUACGAGUAAUGAUGAGAGUGGUGUUGGAAGAAUUUGGGUAUGUCAGUGGGCCUUUACUGUAGCAAGGAAUGGUUGUUUAUUUGACUAACCAAAUUUAUUUCAUCUUGUUAUGUUUCUUAUUAGGUCUAGUUGAGAGCCAUAAACCAUUGUGCAGUACAUGUUCCGUUAAUUGGUUUCAUGUUGGUGGAGUAUUGCAUAUUGCAGUAAUAACCAGCUUGGCUGUGUCUGCCAUAGGCCUACAUGGAAUUAGCUGGGAAGUGAAUUUGGGGUCCACUAAGAAGCCGUGAUAUUGCAAGGUUUAGGUUAGGUUUGAAUUUUGAAUUUUGAAUUUUUAGAUAUACUGUACAGUGUUGCAAUAGAGUCCAAUUUAGUAGCACGGUUAUUGAAUGAAUGAAAUGUGCGCAUGCACGUUAGAGCAACUCAUCACACACACCUUUGAUUUACUGUGUACUGUACACAUACACAUCACCAACUGAAUUUCUGUGAUGUCUCUCCAAAGAUAUGAAAGGAAUAAGUGCACGUGCUCAUUAAUUUGUAAUAUGGUAUUUUUAAGAAUUUAAUUAGCAUUUUUAAGUGUUCAGUUCAAUUCAUAUUCGUAACUCACUAUUAUAAUGAUGGAACAGUAAUUUUUUUUAUGAUGUAACACGUGAUCGCAUUAAAGGAAUUGAUCAGUUAAAACUGAAUGUAUUUUAUAUGGGUAGUUGUGCUCAAAUAUUAAGAUACAGUCAUUUAAAACAAGAUAUUUAACUAUUUACAUUAUUUUUUUAUUUUGUUAACAAUUUUCACAUUUAUUUAUUUCUUUUCUCUUUAAUUGUGUGUGUGAUUAUGACAGCAAUUUUAUGAUGCCAAUAAUAACUUUUACGUAAUGGAAUAUAAUAUCUUUUUGGUGAUCCUUUGCAGCUUGACAGGUGCACAAAGCAUAAUAAUUGGUUCUGUUACUAAAUCAAUGGAUGUCUCCCAUUCCAGCUGAAAUUGUUUUCUUUGGUAUUGUGAGGAUUAAAUAGUAAUAUCAUGAAAAUUACAAGCCACGUGGAUUAAACAACUGACGACGAUCUUAAAGGAGACCUAGUGCAAUUGUGCCGAGAGGUCAACAAGUAGCCUAACGUUUUGGCUGCUAGAUAAUGAUGAUGAUUAUUAUCACAAAUUUUGUGAUGUAACUUAACACAUGGCAUAAUAGUUAUUAAUAUUUUUUGUUCAUAUGUUUACAGCUCUCAGAUUCCUGUGAAUAGAUUUUAUGUCUGUGUGUUUUAACAUGGUAAUCUCUUCUUCUUCUUCUAUGGCUCUCCGGUCUGCAUUCGGUCCAUGGCCUCCUCAAUUCUCCUCUUCCAUUCGGUCCUCUGUUUGGUCCGU